Vigna angularis (adzuki bean) is the source of this 1821-nucleotide messenger RNA. Its product is annotated as probable beta-1,3-galactosyltransferase 2. Lineage: Eukaryota; Viridiplantae; Streptophyta; Magnoliopsida; Fabales; Fabaceae. Bases 342 to 1565 code for a protein of 407 amino acids. The transcript has 11 exons. Gene Ontology annotation, molecular function: hexosyltransferase activity. Gene Ontology annotation, cellular component: Golgi membrane. The record is from RefSeq and is a predicted model, not a curated record.
CAGUCUUCUCACUUCCCUUCUCCUUCAACUUCCUUUACCAGCAAACACAAACACACACACCAAAGAGAGAGAGAACAUAACUACACAAAGCAAAGCAUAGCGUGGUAUAGGAUAAAGAAAGCAACAAAGUAGAAUCACGAAACCAAAACAGAGCAUCUCUCUGUUCUUAUUCUCUCUCUCUCUUCGCCUCUUGUUCUUUUCUCCCAAGGUGCCCACUUCCAAAUUUUCUUCCUUUCCUGCACCUUUAGCUGCCUCUUGCAAUUUGGUUCGUGAUUUUUAACAUGGAUUUUUCUUGCUGAUUGCAAAGUUGGAAGAUUUUUUUUUGAAGAGUAUAUAAAACAAUGACUUGGAAAAGCAGGGGAGACUUGCUUCCCAAAAGUGUUAUGUCUAAGAAAUGGGUUAUUUUUCUCUGUAUUGGAAGCUUCUGUGCUGGGAUGGUUUUCACCAACAGGAUGUGGACUAUGCCUGAACCUAAAGGACUAGGACGAACAACAGCCAUGGAAGCUGAAAAAUUGAAUGUAGUUUCAGAGGGUUGUAAUACAAGAAUCUUGCAAGAGAAGGAAGUGAAGCGUGAAAGUAAAGGCAUCUAUAGAGAGGUUUCCAAGACACAAAAUGCCAUACAAACCCUUGAUAAGACUAUUUCAAACUUGGAGAUGGAAUUAGCAGCUGCAAAGGCAGCUCAGGAGUCUAUACGAAGUGGUGCUCCAGUACCAGCAAAUAUGAAGAUGAGUGAAUCGUCUGGUAGAAGAAGGUACCUAAUGGUCGUAGGAAUAAACACUGCUUUCAGCAGCAGAAAAAGAAGAGACUCAGUUCGUGAGACAUGGAUGCCACAAGGUGAGAAAAGAAAGAAGCUAGAGGAAGAGAAGGGCAUUAUCAUCCGAUUUGUAAUUGGUCAUAGUGCCACAUCAGGGGGUAUCCUAGACAGAGCAAUUGAAGCAGAAGAUAAGAAGCAUGGAGAUUUUCUGAGACUGGAUCACGUUGAGGGAUACCUUGAAUUGUCAGCAAAGACAAGGACCUACUUUGCCACUGCUGUUAACUUAUGGGAUGCUGACUUCUAUAUCAAAGUUGAUGACGAUGUUCACGUAAAUAUAGCGACACUAGGACAAACUCUAGUGAGACACCGAUCAAAACCACGGGUGUACAUUGGAUGCAUGAAAUCUGGGCCUGUUCUUUCUCAAAAAGGGGUAAGGUACCACGAGCCAGAAUACUGGAAAUUUGGUGAGGCUGGAAACAAGUAUUUCCGUCAUGCCACGGGACAGUUGUAUGCCAUUUCAAAAGAUCUGGCUGCAUACAUUUCAAACAACAAGCAAGUUCUCCACAAGUAUGCCAAUGAGGAUGUCUCACUAGGCUCUUGGUUUAUUGGACUUGAUGUGGACCACAUAGAUGAUCGAAGACUCUGCUGUGGUACACCACCAGAUUGUGAAUGGAAAGCACAGGCAGGAAAUGUUUGUGUUGCUUCAUUUGAUUGGACUUGCAGUGGAAUUUGCAGGUCUGCUGAAAGGAUCAAAGAGGUUCACAAGAGAUGUGGGGAAGGUGAAAAAGCUUUGUGGAGUGCCUCUUUCUAGUGGCAUGGCAGCUAGAAUGAAUGUUGUUUUUGUUUUUGCAUAGUUUUGGGAAAGUAUAGAGAAUUUUCAUUUUACUAUAGAUGAGGAGAGAGAAAGAAAGAGAGAAGGAGAAAAAACCAAAAGGAAAGGACUUGAAGGGGAUUGAGCAUUGGAUAGUCCACCCCACCAAUUCUUUGAUGCUUGAUGGGGCACUCUAUGUGUUAAUAGUUCCAUACCUAUCAAGCUCCUAAUAAAUGUAGAUAUAGAUUUGGUUGGA